Messenger RNA from Exophiala oligosperma, 2455 nucleotides. RefSeq lists its product as uncharacterized. Bases 149 to 1555 code for a protein of 468 amino acids. The transcript has a single exon. NCBI's taxonomy places the organism in Eukaryota, Fungi, Ascomycota, Eurotiomycetes, Chaetothyriales, Herpotrichiellaceae. Gene Ontology annotation, biological process: glucan catabolic process. The record is from RefSeq and is a predicted model, not a curated record. Gene Ontology annotation, molecular function: hydrolase activity, hydrolyzing O-glycosyl compounds.
CAUUGACAAAGAAUGAAAGACGCGCUAUAUAUGUACGGUUUGCACCGGGACUUUCGAAGAUGUUGGUUAGUACACUUCAUUCACACGCUUCGUGCAUUUGUAUAUACCAUUUUCCCAUAUACAUACCGUGCAGUUGUCAAUCUGCAAUAUGCACAUCUCACUUACCACUCUCACUUUGUUUGCAUCCGCCGCCACAGCCUCAUACGUGAUCGAAGAUGACUACAGUUCGAAUUCUUUCGCCGGCAUGUUCGACUUCUUCACAGACAACGAUCCCACGAACGGUUAUGUCAACUAUAUCGACUACAACACAGCCGCGAGCUCAGGUUUGUACAAGGUAGAAAACGGGCAAGUAUACAUGGGGGUCGACUCGACGAACACUGCCUCCGGACGCGGCCGAAACAGCGUACGGAUAGCCAGCAAGAACACAUAUCAACACGGCCUUGUCAUCCUAGACCUUGCACACAUGCCUGCCGGUGCCUGUGGAACAUGGCCCGCCUUCUGGAUGCUCGGCGCCGACUGGCCCAACAAUGGAGAAAUCGACAUCAUCGAAGGUGUCAAUGGCCAAGCCGCCAACAACAUGGCCCUUCAUACCAAUGCCGGCUGCAGCAUCUCCAACACCGGAGCCUUCUCCGGCUCUCUGGAAACAGACAACUGCGACGUCCAGGCGGCCGGCCAAGCCUCAAACACGGGCUGUUCCAUCCGGAGCGGCGACGACAGCAGCUUUGGCGCCGGCUUCAACUCCAUCGGCGGGGGCGUCUUCGCCACCGAAUGGACCAGUGAAGCCAUCAGCAUCUGGUUCUUCCCCCGCGGAGGCAUCCCUUCGGACAUCACCAGCGGCUCCCCCGAUCCCACCGGCUGGGGUCUGCCGCAGGGCCAGUUUGCAGGAGCCUGCAACAUCGACGACAAGGUCCACAAUCAACAGCUCGUCUUCGACGUCACGUUCUGCGGCGACUGGGCCGGCAACGUCUGGAGCACCGACGCAGUAUGCAGCUCCAAGGCCUCGACGUGCCAGGCCUUUGUCCAGAACAACCCGUCCGCGUUUCAAGACACGUACUGGCUCAUCAACAGCCUGAAGGUGUACAGCGACAACGGCGCCGGUCCAUCCCAACCUCCCUCUUCAUCUUCCUCAUCCGUCCCGACUCAAACGACGGGCGGCUCGAGCUACACCAUCACCGGCACCGAGACGACCACGUUCGUCACCAUGACGACCUCUGGCGGCCUGUCCACAUUCACCACCCCCGGACCAACAACCGCAUACACCACCAUCACCUCGAUACCGAUCGAGACAACCCAACAACCGACCGUCGUACCCACGACGGCACCUCCGGUCCCCACCACCACGGAAUAUACCUCUGCGGUCGUCACGACAGCUGUAACUGCCCCUGCACCUGAAUCAUCAUCGCCGGACAACAACGACAACGGCGGCGGUGCCGGUUGGAACUGGGGAGGUGGCAAUGGUGGUGCCGGUGGUAACUGGGGGGGAAACAACGGCGGCGGACGAUUUGGUGGUGGCGGUGGCGGCGGCGGCGGAGGAUGGGGUCGAUGGGGACAGUGAUUGAUUCUGUCAAUGUCCUUGUCCGUUUCUUUUCUUUUCUCCAUCACACGCAUCAACUCUUCGAUUUGAGAUUUUAGCGACGACCACAUUGAUGACUACACACAACCCUUCGGUACGACAGGGUUCGGCGGGAUUUUGUUGCCUUGACACAACAACGGGGUGGCGUUUUUGGGGAGGGUUGCAUCAAAGGAAAGGAAGGAAGGGAAUGUCUGGUUUGGUUUUUUUCUUUUUUUAAUCAACAACCUUUGUAUUUACGGGGGUUAUACGACAAUGGCGAAAAAGGGACAGGGAAAAAAAAGGAGGUAAUGGAUGGAAACGUCGCGAUACGAUACCCCCACCCCGAACCAUGGGUGGUACCUAUUUAAUGAGACCACACAAAGAUGACGAAACAAUGAGAACAGUAUAAUAUAUAUACACACACACACACAUACACCCCCACACCUACAUACCACGUACCACGUACCUUGUGGGCACGAAGAACGAAACGCGUAUGAUAUAGAUACACCCAUAUAUACACCAACUUGGUCAAUGAAUAUGAGAAACAAAAAUACGAGACGCAAUACAAAUAAAUAUAGCCUGUUCCGAGUUCUGUCGUCAUGGAAGAAGUUGAAAAGAAAAAGUCCCAUAGAGGAAACGUCUAGGACCAUAUAACACCCAAGUAGGUAUACAGCAUAGAACACGCGCGGCGCGAGCAUGAGAAACUGCAAAGACAGCUUACGUAGUUACUCGUGUUCAUCAUGUCCUGCCGGAUACAGGCAAACAUCGUUCUAUCAGAGAGAAUGCCCAUCCGAAAAAAGUACUUUUUCAAAAUUCUGGAUGACCGAGAGAGUCCUCCCACAAGCCUCCAAGGUGGUGUCGUACAGUACACACAUAUGCUACAAAAGAAGUACCUAAUACAAG